Molecule: messenger RNA, 1438 nt
Organism: Panonychus citri (citrus red mite)
Lineage: Eukaryota; Metazoa; Arthropoda; Arachnida; Trombidiformes; Tetranychidae
Gene: Idi
Product: isopentenyl-diphosphate Delta-isomerase 1-like
Exons: 3
Coding region: 333-1112 (259 amino acids)
Biological process (GO): isoprenoid biosynthetic process; isopentenyl diphosphate biosynthetic process
Cellular component (GO): cytoplasm
Molecular function (GO): isopentenyl-diphosphate delta-isomerase activity
Source: RefSeq, a predicted model, not a curated record
UCUUUCUGUUUACCAUAAAGAGAAUGUGCUUUUUUUAACAAGACCGGUUAAUGGUCAAUGAUCUUAAUCAUGAUUAGUCUCCUUCUUAACUAUCGACCAAUAUCCAUUAAUAACAUCAUCAAAAAUCUUCAAUUGAUCAACAUUAAAAAUCAACAACAAUCAACGUCAUUUAAUAGUAAAAUCAUCAACCUCUUCUUGUUGUUUUCCAAUUAUGAGUCUGUGAUUGUUUACCUUUUUUUUGUUCAUUUUUCUCUCUCAAUUAAAUUGUCUUAAUUGUCGUCUUUCUUCAUUAAUCUAUUACUUGGUGACCCCAAUAAUAUCCAGAAUCCAAGAUGUUUACAAUCCAUCAAUUGAAACGUUUACUCUCAGGAAUCAAUAGAAUGUCUGAAACACUCAUGGUAGAAUCAAAAUCUCCCGUUACCUCAGUCGCAUCUAAAGCGAUCGCAGUGGAUCAAGAGGAAGCUUUAAUGAACGAAAUUUGUAUUACCGUCAAUGAGAAUGACCUUGCAAUCGGAUCUCGUACCAAAAGGGAUUGCCAUCUAAUGGAUAAUAUUGAUAAAGGAUUAUUACAUCGAGCCUUUAGUGUGUUGCUUUUCAACAAAAAGGGUCAAUUCUUGUUGACCCAAAGAGCUUCAACCAAAGUCACUUUUCCCAAUUAUUAUACGAAUGCUUGUUGUUCACAUCCAUUGUUUACACCCUUGGAGAGAGAGGAAAAGGAUUGCCUCGGGGUUCGUCGAGCAGCUCAACGUAAAUUAUUUCAAGAGCUUGGAAUUGACCCAACAACCAUUACCCUGAAUGAUAUUCAUUAUAUCACCCGAAUACUUUAUAAAUCACCUUCACCCAAUGAACCAAUUUGGGGUGAACAUGAAUUGGAUUAUAUUUUAAUUAUCCACAAAGAUGUUGAUAUAAAUCCUAAUCCAAAUGAAGUGAGAGAAGCCGUUUUCUUGGAUAAAGAUGAUUUAAGUCCUUAUCUUGAACGAAAAAAGAAAGAGGGUUGGCCAAUAUCCCCUUGGUUCCAGUUAAUCCAUGAUCGUUUUCUUUACAAUUAUUGGGAUAAUCUGUCAAAUUUGGACAAAUUUAAAGAUCACAAGACGAUUCACAAUUUCAUUUGAUUGCGUUCUCAGUUUUCACCAUGAUUAGAUUAAUUUGUUGUUUCUAUUACCCUGAAUUUCAAUUGAUGCCGAGCACGGACAAAGCUCAAACCUAACAACUCCAACUGUUAAUCUAAUCCAACACAAUCAACCAAUUUAAAUCAAAAUUUUUCUACUUAUAAACUUAAAUAUAAGUGAAUUUAUAUAUUAAUAUAUAAAUAGUUAAUUAGUAAACGCUAUCGGCCUUUUACCAAUUGAUUAUAAUCAUUAACUUAAAUUAAUCAGAAAUCAUGAUUAAUGAGAGUAGUGAAAUUAAAUUCUAGUUUAUUCAAAUUAUAUGAAAAAAA